Molecule: messenger RNA, 1142 nt
Organism: Entelurus aequoreus (snake pipefish)
Lineage: Eukaryota; Metazoa; Chordata; Actinopteri; Syngnathiformes; Syngnathidae
Product: sodium channel subunit beta-4-like
Exons: 6
Coding region: 340-999 (219 amino acids)
Biological process (GO): regulation of ventricular cardiac muscle cell membrane repolarization; regulation of sodium ion transmembrane transporter activity; cardiac muscle cell action potential involved in contraction
Cellular component (GO): membrane; voltage-gated sodium channel complex
Molecular function (GO): sodium channel regulator activity; transmembrane transporter binding
Source: RefSeq, a predicted model, not a curated record
UCCUCCAGCCGAUACAUCUCCCCCGCCCCCUGCGGGGUUUGUCGGCCAGCUGAUAUCUCUCUUCGAGAGCGGCGAGGCUGCGUCGUCUGACACCAACAGCACGUCGCCACACCGCUUCAUUUUUUUUUCCCGCCCUGGAAGAGUGGGGGGGACACACAAGACAGCCUGGCCAGAACUCCUUGCCAUUCAUUUUCCCUGGGACGGGAGGGGAUACGAGGGAGGGACUGGAGACUAUAGGACCACCUUGGUGACGGACACAUUUUGGGUUGUUUUUGUUGUUGCCUGUGACGGGUUAGACCAGGACAACGUUCAGGUUUGGGAGACAAGACAGGUGGUGCCAUGGCGUCGUUGGACAAGACCGGCUGGAGUGUGCCAAGACUGCUAGUUGCACUGCUGCUGGGUGUACUUCGGGUGAAUGGGUUGGAGGUGUCGACCGGAAAAGUGUCAACAGUCGAAGCGAUGAACGGCUCCACGGUGCUGAUACUAUGCACAUACAACUCCUGCAUUGGCAUUAGAGACCUCUUCUUCACCUGGCACUUCAACGGGACAGUCAAACUCUGUGAAGGGAGGAUUCCUAAAGAGGGUGUGGAACCCAAGGUGAAAGUGGAGCACAAGCGAGUAGAAUUUGUGGGCUCUACAAAAAGCAAAAAUAUCUCCAUCCUGCUGUGGAACAUCACCUUCGACGAUGACGGGGAGUACACCUGUUUUGCCAAAAAUCCUAAAGAGAAGGGCCGCAACCACAGCGCCGUAUUCACUCUCAAAGUGGUAAACGAAAUGCAAGAGGUCGACAAUACUUUGACAACGAUCAUCGUCGCCGUGUUGGGCGGAGUCAUCGGCUUAGCUAUCCUCGCCAUGGUGAUAAAGGCCCUGGUGGUUCACUUCCUGCUGAAGGGCGACGAGAAGAAUAAAGAGUGCCUGGUUAACGCCUCAGGGAACGACAACACAGAAAAUGGACUUACAGGAGCCAAAGCUGACAACAAAGGAACACCAAAGGCGUGACACGGAAUGAGCGAACGCUGGAUUCGUACAGGGAAGCAUAUUUGGCACGAUUAUAACAGGUUUGUGAAUCGAAAAAAAGUUUGGAAAUCGAGGUUGCACUGUACAUUGAAUACAUAUCUAUAUUCUAUAUCCAAAUAAGACAC